Molecule: messenger RNA, 837 nt
Organism: Abrus precatorius (Indian licorice)
Lineage: Eukaryota; Viridiplantae; Streptophyta; Magnoliopsida; Fabales; Fabaceae
Exons: 3
Coding region: 56-574 (172 amino acids)
Source: RefSeq, a predicted model, not a curated record
UGCAUGAGAAUCCUAGAGAGAGUGUGUGAUCGAGUGAGUGAGAGAGAAGAAAAGAAUGAGUGAAGGUGAACAAGCUCCUCCAAAGCUCUAUGCUAACAAGCCCCGAAAAGCGCAAUUGAAGCAGUUUCGGGGGCAACAUAAAUCUAACGAGUUCUCCUCGCCGGCGGCGAUGGGACACACCACUACUCCGCCGCCGCCCCCCAAGGAACCCUUUGUUCGGCGCUACAAAUUCCUUUGGCCUAUGCUUUUGGCCGUGAAUCUAGGUGUUGGAGCUUAUUUGUUUAUGAGGACAAACAAGAAAGAUACUGGUGAGAAGGAGCAAGAUUCAAGUCCCGUCUCAACUAAAGAUGUUACUGCUCAUGUUGCUGAGACGUCUGUGUCCUCACCAUCCAUUACAAAUCCUGUGAUCAAACGAGAACCAAUUCCAGAGGGCCAACAACGGGAACUCUUGAAGUGGAUAUUGGAAGAGAAGAGGAAGGUCAAACCAAGAGAUGCAGAGGAGAAACAAAAAAUUGAUGAAGAGAAAGCUCUGCUUAAAAAGAUUAUUCGGUCAAAAUCAAUUCCAAGUAUCUGAUGAUGUUCCUCUUUAUCAGCUGGAGCAAAAAAGAAAAAGAAAAGAAACAAAGAUCUUGAGUUCUAAUGUACUUGAAUUGAUUCAUCCAAUGUUUUUCUUUUGUUUAUUUGGUUUGUUCAUGAAUUUUAGAUUGUACAUUUGUUGAGAUUUUAGAGUUGAGGGUCCCCUGAUAUCCUAAUUUAUCAUUUGCAAAAUUUGAGCUAUGGCUCACUGGUUCUUUUUGGUCUGACUAUAUAUAGUACGAGAAGUUGAUGGCACUUGAU